CUUUUACUUCCAUUUGUAAAACUUCAACUAUUAAACUUCAAUUCCAACACGAAGCGUUAUUCGAUGUAAUUCACAGGCUACGACCAAAAGCGCCUGUUCCAGAAAACCUGUGCACAGCCCACCCGGAAUGAUCAGAAAGAAGUCGGCGUCGCUCAUUUUCAGUGGUUGGGGCUAGUUCUGGAUACGCCGCAUCCAAACGAGCAGACGCGAAUGAAAGGUGUUUCUGAUCAAAAAUCGAUUCAGCGAACGGAAACCAGAUUUAAGGCGGGCAAAGAAGAGGAUAAUAAUAAACCCGACUGCUAAUCAACUCAUCAUGAGUCACCGUUUCUCCUCUACGUUUGAUGCCUUACAGGCGCAUUUUACCAAGAAACCAGAUGCGCCGGGGCCUCAACCAGGUAACACAACUACACCUCAGGGACAAAAUACAAAUCCUAGUCAAGAUAAUGCGACUCAAAAUAGCGCACGCCCUAUGGCAGGUGCAACGCCCCAGGCAUAUCCCGUUCAGCCCAGUAGCGCCGUCCCAGUCCUUAGGCCGGAUGGUCGACGACCUCUGCCAGGCGUACCUCCGAUUCCACAUACUCUUUCGGGAAGAGGGCCGCCAAUAUUGCCUCGUCCAUCAGGAUUUGGUACUGGUGUGGGGGCAGCAUAUCGGGCCAUAGUACCAGGACCACCAGCAAGGCAAUCCAAUGUGCCUCCGGCCCUAGCUGUUACACAGAACAUGGGUUUUCAUUCUAAUGGAGGUUCGGUGCAUUUUCCAUCGCCUCAAAUGCCUCAACCAUUCUCUCGGCCUCCAGUCCCAGCAGCUGCCCCAGUCAAUCUGCCGUUUAGUAUAACAAAUCAGAUGAUGGCGGCGGAAGAUGAAGAAGUUGAAGCAGAAGAUGAACCAGAGCCGAUGGACAUCACGACUGAUGCCCUUCUCGAGCGGCAAAAUAUUCUUAACUCGGAGAAUCCGAUGCCAAAAUUCCCUGCCGGACGUGGAUUCAUAAAGAAAUACCUUAUGGAAGACAAGCCAAAGCGCCCUCGAAGCGGUGGUAACCGAGCUACCAAAAAACGUGGUCCUCGAAAAGCCGCCGAGCCAACAGGCGAUAUCAAAUAUCGUCUCAAUAUGGCUUCCAAUGCGUACAUGGACGGACGUAUUGAUGAAGCCAUUGAAUUUGUAAACGAUGCUAUUCGCAUCAAUGCUGAAACUUACCGUGCCUGGAUUCUAUUGGCCUCGUUUCUUCAGGAAAAGGGGAAUAAGAUGGGUCAUUAUACAGCAAGAUUUUGUGCUGCGAAUCUACAGCCCAAGGUUAUGGACGAUUGGCUUCAGUGUGCGGAACUAGCCAUCGGACUACGAGAUGAAUUUCCGGAAGAGUCGGACAAGUUACUCGAACAGGCCGCCUAUUGUUACACUAACGCCCUGAAGAUCGACAUGAGCCACGAACAAGCACAUCAUGGAAGGGCUGCAUUACAUCUUGAAGCAGGCCGUCUUCGAAUGGCGGCCAAAGAUUAUGUGUUCCUAAUAGAGCAUUGCCCUUAUGACGUUUAUGCUCUCCGUGGUCUAGCUGAAGUACGCGUUUUGCUGGCGGAUACCGGCAAAGCCAAGUUCGCAGGUGGGCCUAGCCAGGUCAUAGAAGCUUAUCGCAAGUGCAUCGCGCAUUUCCGCGAAAAUGGCUUCGACUCUCGUUUUGCUUUCGAAUGGGAAGACGUCAAGAUUUUUGUGGAGCUUCUUGCGUACGUUGAGCGGUUUGGGGAAGCUAUUCAAGAGCUGAGGUCACUAUCAAGAUGGCUCUUAAAUCGCUCUGAUGAGGGGUACUGGGAUAACCUGAGUGAUGAUCGCGAAUGGGAUGUUGAGAAUACCCGACGAGUAGAGGUCGAGGAAUAUCAAGAGGAGAAAUGCUCAGAUUCGUCAUAUGGCGGCGGUCUUCCUUUAGAACUAAGGACCAAGCUAGCCGUAUAUCGUUUCAAGCUUGGGCAGGUUGAUGAAGCUAUGCGCCAUCUAGAAUUUAUUGACCCAGACAAGACGAAUACAGCAGAUCUCCUUACUGACUAUCCACAUCUUGUACUUGAAGGAGCCUCAGCAUUGUAUGAGGCUGGCUAUUUACCCGAAGCACUACGCUUUUAUGAGCCACUUAGAGAACCAGAUCUCCUUGAUACCGAAUCACUUGUCAGGGCAGGUCAAUGUUAUUUACACGCAGGAGACAAAAGAGAGGCCGAAGAAUGCUUUGCAAUUGCCAUCGACCAGGACGAAUCGAAUAGCGAUGCAUGCAUUGAUGCACGUUACGAAUUGGCGAAGAUGUACGAAGCUGCAAGGGAGGAAAGAGAGGCGUACAUCCUGGUCAAUGAAGCUAUUAAACUACAAGAGGCCCGUGACCAGGCUCAAGAAGAAGAGGAUAAGUUGGAUGAAGAGUUGGGAGAUGACAAUGAUGAGGGUCAAGAAGGGGCUGGUGAUAUUGAACUGCCUGCGUCUAUAUUGGGACAAGGUGCUGGUACGGGCGCAGAACCAAAAACGAAGCGAGCUAAGCGUCCGCUCAAACCCAAGGCCGAAAGACCCCGAGCGAAACCGAAGGAACGAAAACCUAGAGCGCAACCGAACCCGACGAGACGGCGACUCAAGCUAUUUGGUCGGGCUGAAGAAUUGCAAGUUGAAGAAAGGAGAAGAGCAGCAGCAUUGGCCGAGGCAUGGGAAACUGUGCGAAAAUCACGGGCUCUCGCCGAUGGCACUGCCAAGACCCCAUCAGAUGAGUUCAUGGCGGCCGCUCGAGAACUUGUGUACGACUUCAGGUCGUACAAGGAGUUUUAUCAGUGGGAUAAGUAUUUGGCGCAUCUUGGCAUUCACCAAGCUCGUGAGAUGGUCCAAUCCCGAAAAGGGAAUUCGAACCUCGUAGCACUGGCAGAACGUCUUGCUCACAAUUUAAACCCAGACGCGCCCGGUAACGAGAAACAAACCAAACAGGUUGCGGUCGGUUACCGAAAUGUGCCCUUCAACGAAUGGCUCGAUCUUUUCCUGGAGUUUGCUAUCGGACUUGCUCAGAAUGGGAAAUUCCAGGAAUCGUAUAAGGUGUGCGAGGCUGCUCGCGAUACCACGAUAUUUUCCAAGUCUAAAGAGGACAUGUUCUUAAUCCACGUCACAUGGGCUGCAUGUGCAUUGCGCGGUAGGGACGAAGAAACUUGCGUCGCCUGUGCUCGUUGGAUUAUGAGGGAAUUUCAAUACGAUACUGAUCCCUUCCGAAUGUUCGCUUCCUUGUCAAGAUUAUGCCCAUCCCCGGCAUCAUGGUACGCCUCUGGUCCCGUCCAGAAGUAUAUGCUACGACAAAUUAAACUCAUGGACCGCGCUAUUACCGCGGGGGGAGGUGAAGACAGUGGAGAUGAAGACGGAGCACCCAGCGGCCGAGUAUAUCAAAGCAAGGAGUUGGAUAUCACGUUACUUAUGCUUUAUGGCCACAUUCUCUUCAUAUCUAACAGUUUCACAUAUGCACUGAAUUACUUUAUGAGAGCAUAUACUCUCGAUCCAACCAAUAGCAUGGUCAUCCUUAGUGUAGGCCACUGUUACGUUCACUAUGCGCUAAAACGACAAGCAGAGAAUCGCCAGUAUUUACUUGUUCAAGGAUUCCACUUCCUACACCAAUACUACGAGCUUCGUCUUGCCUCGCCAGACGCAGCACAGAGACAAGAGGCUCAUUAUAAUCUGGCGCGCAGUUACCAUGCUAUUGGCAUUCCUCAUCUCGCAGCCGAGUAUUAUCGGCGAGUACUCCAGGAUGUGCCAAAUGAUGAGGAGAACGGGAUUAUGGGUAGGAAUGAUCUGACCCAGGAGGCAGCAUAUAAUCUCCAACAAAUCUGCUGGACCGGCGGGGAUGUCCUGGCUGCGAAGGGAAUUGCAGAGAAAUUUUUGGUUCUGUAGAGUAAAGGAGCAUCAUGGAGUUGCGACCUUGUGAUUAGGUAAAACCAGAGAUACCCAAGAGGUGGUACUCAUAAUUAUGAAAUCACCACCAUUUUCCUCUCAACGACACCGCUACUGCGGAACAAUUUCCGAUCUGCAUCUUGUUGAGACCCCGGAUCUAAUACUCCAUUCCUCAUCCUAUUGGGGGUUCCAUUCGUGGGGUACAGUGCCAAGGACAGUAAGUACCGGCACUCAAUUUGCUAAUGCAAGGGGUCAUCGUCUCGUCUACCUCCCGCCAGAUGAGGCUCGGAAUGGUUUCACCGGCUAAAUAUUUACCAAGUCUUAGCGUCAUUAGCAUGACAGGUCUAAUGGAGAGAAUCCAAGCGGCUGGAUCGGGAAUUGUGGAGGAAUACCGCGAAAUUCCCAUUUUUUGGUGGUCUAUCGUCGGUCGCAUUACACGUGUUGUAUAUCAAAUGGAUAUAGUAUAGUAACAGGGGAUAGUAAAGGUCGAUCCUAAUCGUAAGUACACAUUAUCAUUACCACACGGAAUUGAUGUGACAGGUCUCUUCUAAUGAAUAAUGAAAGAAUGUACCAAGAAGGGUUGAAUGUCGGAUUUUGUUUCAGAGUUACAAAAGUAUGAUCGCGACAGUGCUGACAUGACAUCGCAUUGACGACAUCGCCAGGCACAGUAACAAUUAAUUGCCUGUAUUUUCUCAGCCCUA
This is a messenger RNA of Hypoxylon trugodes, 4581 nucleotides long. RefSeq names its product TPR-like protein. NCBI's taxonomy places the organism in Eukaryota, Fungi, Ascomycota, Sordariomycetes, Xylariales, Hypoxylaceae. Gene Ontology annotation, molecular function: protein binding. The transcript has 5 exons. Gene Ontology annotation, biological process: transcription by RNA polymerase III. Gene Ontology annotation, cellular component: transcription factor TFIIIC complex. The record is from RefSeq and is a predicted model, not a curated record. Bases 314 to 3880 code for a protein of 1188 amino acids.